Molecule: messenger RNA, 2349 nt
Organism: Salvia hispanica
Lineage: Eukaryota; Viridiplantae; Streptophyta; Magnoliopsida; Lamiales; Lamiaceae
Product: putative E3 ubiquitin-protein ligase ARI2
Biological process (GO): protein ubiquitination
Molecular function (GO): ubiquitin-protein transferase activity; zinc ion binding
Source: RefSeq, a predicted model, not a curated record
CUCUCUCUCCCCAAACUUGCAGCUUCCUCUCUCCUCUCACAUUUUCUAUCAUCUGCAGAAUUUCGCCGGAAAAUGAUCUCGCCUUCCUCUCGUGAUCCGAUCUCACUAUAAUCGGAAGCAUCCAGCGCCUAUAAUUGACCAUUCCUUUUAUGAAUAUAUGCGUAUUUUUUAGGGGAUAACUGGUUUUAAUUUAAUGGAGGACGAUUAUUACCUGAGCGGCAACAGCGACGAUGAUGUUGGAUCUUAUCCAUCCGAUAAGGAGGAGGAAUCGCUCGACGGACUCGAGAACAACGAUUGCGAUGAUGCUCAAUGGAUAUCAUCCAAAGCCCCUUCAUGCAAGGUGAUUACAAGAGAGUCUCUUUUGGCUGCACAGAAAGAAGAUUUGGGGAGAGUGAUGGACUUGUUCUCAGUGAGAGAACACCAUGCCAGGACCCUACUCAUUCAUUUCCGAUGGGAUGUUGAGAAAGUGAUUGCAGUUUAUGUUGAGAAGGGAAAAUUUGGUAUUUUUGCUGAAGCAGGGGUAACCUUGGCCGAAUUUGUCGACCUAGACCCAGAUGAGGAUACAUCUACAGUAAGGUGCCAUAUAUGUAUGGAUGAUGUGCCUGCAAAAGAUGUUACCCUAAUGGACUGUGGCCAUUGCUUUUGCAACGAUUGUUGGACAGGGCAUUUUAUUGUGAAAAUUAAUGAGGGUCAAAGCAAGCGGAUGAGGUGCAUGGCUCAUAAGUGCAAUGCUAUUUGCGAUGAAGCUAUUGUUAGAAGGUUAGUUAGUGCACAACAUCCAGAUCUCGCAGAGAAGUUUGACCGCUAUCUUCUUGAGUCGUACAUUGAAGACAACAGAAUGGUCAAAUGGUGUCCGAGUACACCCCAUUGUGGGAACGCAAUAAGAGUUGAUAAUGAUGAAUUCUGUGAAGUUGAGUGUUCUUGUGGUAUGCAGUUUUGUUUCAGUUGUGCAUCAGAGGCACAUUCCCCCUGUUCAUGCUUGAUGUGGAAGCUUUGGAGUAAAAAAUGCCGGGAUGAAUCCGAGACAGUGAACUGGAUUACUGUACAUACAAAGCCUUGUCCCAAGUGUCACAAACCUGUUGAGAAGAAUGGUGGUUGCAAUUUAGUUAGCUGUGUAUGCGGACAGGCAUUUUGCUGGUUGUGUGGUGGUGCUACUGGACGAGACCAUACCUGGUCCAGUAUUGCUAAUCAUAGCUGUGGUCGAUACAAAGAAGACGGCAAGAAGAAAGCUGAGCGUGCAAAGAGAGACCUAUAUAGAUACAUGCAUUAUCAUAAUCGUUAUAAGGCUCAUACUGAUUCCUUUAAGCAGGAAUCUCGGAUGAGGGAGACUGUAAAGGAAAAGGUGUCGCAUUUGGAAGGCCGAGAUUUAAAGUUAAAGGAAUUUAGUUGGGUAACUAAUGGACUCUAUAGGCUCUUCAGAUCACGACGAAGCCUUUCUUAUUCAUAUCCAUUUGCUUUCUACAUGUUUGGAGAUGACUUGUUUAAAGAUGAGAUGACAGAAAAGCAAAGGGAAAUCAAACAGAAUUUAUUUGAGGACCAACAACAGCAACUGGAGUCAAACAUUGAAAAACUAUCCAAAUUUCUUGAGGAGCCAUUUGCUGAGUAUCCUGAGGAGCAAGUCAUGCAGAUAAGGAUGCAUGUCAUUAAUCUCUGUGUUGUCAUUGACAGCCUAUGCAAAAAAAUGUAUGAUUGCAUCGAGAAUGAGUUAUUGGGUUCACUUGAAUUUAGCAUUCAUAGUAUAGCGCCUUAUCAUUCAAACGGCAUUGAGAAGGCUGAAGAGCUGAUUGUCGGAUGGAAUACUCAAGCCAGCGGUAAUAGUAAAUGUCAGAAAGAAGCCGACCGAUCUAAUGGACGCCCAGCAGGAGUAGACCAAGCAUCAACAUCUGGGACUUCCGAUGAGAGUCUAAAGUCCCGGAAGCGUCCCAGAAAAGAAAGUUCUGCAGACAAACUGUUUGAUCUCAACCUACCCGCGGAUGCUCAUUAAGUGGAUCCUCAGACUUACUUUUUUGUCCUGGCCCUAGCGGGAACAGCGUAGUAUAUGACAUGGAUUAUCAUUUCGUUACUUUAUUGAUCUCCGUAGAUUAUAUUUAUGAUGGUAGGAGAAGAUUAUUUAAACUUAUGUAUAGCUAGUGUGGUGUUGUGUGGGCUCUCGACAUUGGUGAAUAACUGUGUAUAUUGCUGAUAGAGAGGAGUCCAUAUGCUGCAGCAUGUACAAUGUGGUCAUGUGGAGGCGGAGAUUGAAAUACUUAAGUAGUAGUAAUAUCUAAGCUGUAGAUAUUAUCCAACCAUCAUUUCGGUUUUAGCUUUUCUGGAUAUUGAUGAAUUAUUCAAUUCAUGUUUCUCUGUUUC